Messenger RNA from Ostrinia nubilalis (European corn borer), 1164 nucleotides. It is a transcript of the gene Scsalpha1, whose product is annotated as succinate--CoA ligase [ADP/GDP-forming] subunit alpha, mitochondrial. Gene Ontology annotation, cellular component: mitochondrion; succinate-CoA ligase complex (ADP-forming). Gene Ontology annotation, molecular function: succinate-CoA ligase (GDP-forming) activity; succinate-CoA ligase (ADP-forming) activity. Gene Ontology annotation, biological process: tricarboxylic acid cycle. NCBI's taxonomy places the organism in Eukaryota, Metazoa, Arthropoda, Insecta, Lepidoptera, Crambidae. The record is from RefSeq and is a predicted model, not a curated record. Bases 85 to 1080 code for a protein of 331 amino acids. The transcript is spliced from 5 exons.
CAUUCAUUCAUUACGUAAUGGCUGGCAGUCUGUCAGUGUCACAAAAUUUUCUAAUCUUUCCCUUCCAUUUAUUCUAGUUAUACAAUGGCUGUCCCGGUACGAAUUUUGGCUCGCUUUAGAGAUGGAUUAAAAUUAAAUAAUGUUAGAUUCCAGUCCGGCACCCCUUAUGCGGAAACUAGAAAAAAUCUAGUUCUGACUAACGAAACGAAAGUCAUUGUACAAGGUUUUACGGGAAAGCAGGGCACAUUCCACAGCCAGCAAGCUUUGGACUAUGGCACCAAAGUCGUUGGGGGUGUGUCCCCAAAGAAGGCUGGACAAGAGCACUUGGGUAAACCAGUGUUCGGAACAGUCAGGGAGGCGAAGGAAGCGACUGGUGCUCAGGCAUCCGUCAUCUAUGUCCCUCCUCCUGGGGCAGCCAAGGCCAUCAUAGAAGCCAUUGAGGCCGAAGUGCCCUUGAUUGUCUGCAUUACGGAAGGUGUACCGCAACAUGACAUGGUCCGUGUGAAGCAUGCUCUUCUUAGGCAGAACAAGUCUCGUUUGGUCGGCCCCAACUGCCCCGGUAUUAUUGCACCGGAAAAGUGCAAAAUCGGAAUCAUGCCUGCAGCUGUGCACAAACGUGGUUGCAUCGGAGUUGUCUCGCGUUCUGGUACCCUUACUUAUGAGGCCUGCCAUCAGACUACAAUAACUGGUUUGGGUCAGACUCUGUGUGUUGGUAUUGGUGGUGAUCCAUUCAACGGCACUGACUUCAUUGAUUGCCUUGAGGUGUUCCUCAAUGACCCAGAAACCAAGGGUAUUAUUCUCAUUGGUGAGAUUGGUGGUAAUGCUGAAGAACUGGCUUCAGAAUACUUGACUCAAUACAACACUGGUCAGAAGGCCAAGCCCGUGGUUUCGUUCAUCGCGGGCCUGACAGCCCCUCCCGGCCGGCGGAUGGGGCACGCCGGCGCCAUCAUCUCAGGCGGCAAGGGAGGCGCCAUGGACAAAAUCAAGGCUUUAGAAAAAGCUAAUGUCAUUGUAACACGUUCUCCAGCCAAAAUGGGUGUCGAACUUCUCAAAGAAAUGAAACGAUUAGAAAUCGUUUAAGAACGCUUAUAUUGAUCAUGUAUACACAAAUGUAUGUCUACUCUGUAUAGUCUUUUAGUAAUUAUAUUGGUAUUAUUUAUUUUC